AUGGAUGCCACAGAAGAAGGAAGAUCAGAAGCUGUUUGCCAGAAAUUUACUCGAGUGAUUCUCAUGAAAUCUGUCAAGAAUGUCCAUGUUUUAACAGCGGCAGAGAAAGAACAACAACACAGUGAUGAGGAAGAGGAGGAUGAUGAUGAUGAGAAUAAUGGGGAUGAUGAAGAUGCAGAUUUCAUUCCUCCAGAUGCCGUUGGUGGUUCAUCUUUUGAUGGAGAUGAAGAAACAGUCUCAACAUCAAAAGAGCAGCUGAAGACCAAGAGUUUCUCCUGCACCACGUGUGGAAAAACACUGAGUUCAGAGGGUCAUUUAGCGAGACACGAGAGAACACACACAGAACAGAAAGACUUCAGCUGUAAGAUAUGCAACAUCAGCUUUCCUACCGCAGUAGAGAGGAGACUUCAUUCAAAAGAGCACAGCAUGAAGAAGGAGUUUCACUGUGCACAGUGCGGGAAAUUGUUUUUAAUUUAUUCUAAACUACAAGUUCACAUGAAUACACACCGUGAAAAGUCUUUCCACUGCAGCGAAUGCGACAAGUGUUUCAGCACCAAAGGAAGUCUUGAUGCUCAUAAGCGAAUCCACACGGGAGAAAGACCGUACAAGUGUCCUCACUGUGAGAAGACCUACAACCACAGAGCUCAUCUGAGGACACAUGUGCGUGUUCACACCAAUGAGAGGCCGUAUCAGUGCAGUGAAUGUGGGAAAACCUUUACAAACUCAGGCUCUCUAAAGUCACACCAGAAAAUCCACUCUGAUGAGAAACCGUUUCAGUGCAAAUACUGUUACAAACGAUUCCGUCAUAUUUCUAGUCUGAACAAUCACGAUAGGACUCACACCGGAGAGAAACCGUAUCUGUGCUCCUACUGCGGGAAGAGCUUUUCUAAUCGAGCUCAUUUUAAAGAACAUAAGCGAGUCCACACUGGAGAAAAACCAUAUCAAUGCAGCGUUUGUGGGAAGAGUUUCCGUAGGGGUGUUACUUUACAGAUGCACACAUUGAUUCAUACCGGAGAAAGACCGUUCAAAUGCUCACAGUGUGACAAGACGUUUGCUCGAUCAGACGUCCUGAAGGUCCAUCAGCGAGUUCAUACAGGAGAGAAACCUUACUCCUGCUCCAUCUGCGGCGAGAGAUUCGCUUAUUUAGGUAGUUUUCAGACCCACCAGAACAAACACGCUAAAGAACAAACAGCAGUUGCUUUCAUCAUUCAUGCCAUGUGAUAUAUGACAGUACACAUGAUUACAAUUUAAGACAUGCACAAUAUAAUAUACAACAGUUGAAUUGGAUUUCUGAACAGCGUUCAUAGUGUGGAUAUUUAGUCCAGCAUCACUGAGUGAUUUCACUGUUUAUGCAGUAUUACAGACCAGAGUGUGAGUAAUUUUUGUCAUAUACUUUGAAACUAUUUUCAUUUAUGGAGCAAAAGCAUGAACUAUUGGUUAAAGUC
Molecule: messenger RNA, 1445 nt
Organism: Sinocyclocheilus rhinocerous
Lineage: Eukaryota; Metazoa; Chordata; Actinopteri; Cypriniformes; Cyprinidae
Product: zinc finger protein 501-like
Exons: 3
Coding region: 1-1221 (406 amino acids)
Biological process (GO): regulation of transcription by RNA polymerase II
Cellular component (GO): nucleus
Molecular function (GO): DNA-binding transcription factor activity, RNA polymerase II-specific
Source: RefSeq, a predicted model, not a curated record